Messenger RNA from Chanos chanos (milkfish), 951 nucleotides. Its product is annotated as olfactory receptor 52N4-like. The transcript has a single exon. Bases 1 to 951 code for a protein of 316 amino acids. Gene Ontology annotation, biological process: detection of chemical stimulus involved in sensory perception of smell; G protein-coupled receptor signaling pathway. The record is from RefSeq and is a predicted model, not a curated record. Gene Ontology annotation, cellular component: membrane. Gene Ontology annotation, molecular function: G protein-coupled receptor activity; odorant binding; olfactory receptor activity. Lineage: Eukaryota; Metazoa; Chordata; Actinopteri; Gonorynchiformes; Chanidae.
AUGGAAAACAAAACAGAACUUCUUAUUUAUAAAAAUAGCAUCCUUUUGUUGGAAGGACUGCCAGUCACAGAUCAAAACUUCUAUCCGGCCUUUAUACUUUUUCUCCUAGCGUAUGUCUUCAUCAUGGUGUCUAAUAUUGGACUGCUUGUCCUCAUCACUAUGGAGAAGGCCCUUCAUGAGCCUAUGUAUAUUCUACUGUGUAAUCUACCAGUAAACGAUGCACUGGGUGCCUCAAUCAUGAUACCUCGUUUGCUUUAUGAUGUUGUCAAGCCAGCAUCAGAGAGAUACAUCACCUUCUCCGAAUGUGUAAUUCAAGCGUAUGGAUCUCAUGUGUUUGGGACAACCUCUCACACAGCUCUGAUGAUCAUGGCCUUUGACAGAUACGUGGCCAUAUGCAACCCUUUACGGUACUCGACAAUCAUGACCAGCAAAAUGGUGAUUAAACUGUCUGCAUCAGCGUGGGGAGUGGCAUUUGUUUUGGUGGGAAUUUUACUGGGCCUCACUGUACGUUUGUCUCACUGUAGAUCAACCAUCCAACACCCAUUUUGUGACAAUGCAUCAUUAUUUAAACUGUCUUGUGAAGACGUGGUUAUCAAUAAUGUGUAUGGGCUAACUUUCACAGUGAUAUUGCUAGGUUCCUCUAUCGGAAGCGUGACUCUCACUUACCUAAAAAUAACUUUGGUGUGUUUAACAAGUAAAAACAAGGUGUUGAACAGCAGGGCCUUAAAAACAUGCAGCACACAUUUGAUUCUCUAUAUAAUGAUGCUGACGUGUGGAUUCACAAUAAUCUUUCUUCACCGGUUUCCUCAAUAUUCUGAUGAAAGAAAACUAUCUAGUAUCAUGUUCCAUGUUGUGCCGCCUUUUUUCAACCCCAUCAUAUAUGGUUUGCAAACCAAAGAAAUAAGACAAAAGUUCAUUCACAUUUUCCAAAGAAAUAAAGUGGCAGCAUAA